AUGAACUUUAUACCUUCAAUAACUAAGAAAUAUGAAGAUGAUCUUGGAUACAAGCUUGCUCCUUGCUUGCAUGAAAAUGAACCACCUUAUUCUUCAAGUUUCACUAAAUGGAGCAAACAACCUCAAGAUAUAGCCACCAAGCUUAUUUCCAUGGGAGAGAGGCUAGGGUUUCGAAAUGAAGGGAUCAAAGCUGAAGAAGAUAACCUAAAAUGGGGGUUAAGAUGCUUAAAUAUGGAUGAAACCCUAAAAAUACAUAGAAAAGAAAGCAGUUUUCGUAUACGGUGGGGAGUAUUUAAUUUGUUCUCUUGGGCCGACGAGGGAGCAUUUUUGUUCAUCUUUAUUCCCACUCACCUGUUUCCCCUUUCUUCCUCCACCUCUCCUUCUCUCCAUCGCGUUUUUCCUUCGAUCAAAUCGAUUUCUUCAUAUAACAGCAAGCCGAAAAAGGAUCCCGUAUUCUAUACCCAAUCCAUGGCGCUUGGCUCAGGAGGAUCGAGUGUCGUGGUGCCUCGAAAUUUCAGAUUGUUGGAGGAGCUUGAGCGUGGAGAAAAGGGUAUCGGAGAUGGCACUGUGAGCUAUGGAAUGGAUGAUGGUGAUGAUAUUUAUAUGCGUUCUUGGACUGGCACCAUCAUCGGCCCUCACAAUUCUGUGCAUGAAGGGCGCAUCUACCAAUUGAAGCUAUUUUGUGACAAAGAUUACCCUGAGAAGCCUCCUACUGUUCGUUUCCAUUCUAGGGUUAACAUGACUUGUGUCAACCAUGAAACUGGAGUGGUGGAACCAAAGAAGUUUGGGAUAUUGGGGAAUUGGCAAAGGGAGUACACAAUGGAAGAUAUAUUGAUUCGGUUGAAGAAAGAGAUGGCGUCUCCCCACAAUCGCAAGCUCGUUCAACCCCCGGAAGGCACUUGUUUCUAGUCGGUGAAGGAAACUACUACUACGGGUGUUGUAAUAGAUGACAUUUUUAAUGGUUUGAUUGCCUUGAAAAAAAAAAAGCCAUGUGAAUGCUUGGUGAUUAUGUUUGAUUAUUAUUAAUGGGAUUUGUGUUCGUGUCAAAUGUUUAAUAUAUAUGUAUUUCUUUUUCUACAAACCAGAGUUUUUAAUUUUUACAAUCACCCAUAAUAUUUCGACUUAAAACUCAUAUUAUGAUGUGUGAGUAUUCGUGUUUACUAAUAUAUAUGUAUUUUUUUUUUCUGCAAAAAA
Messenger RNA from Lactuca saligna, 1194 nucleotides. The record is from the annotation of a GenBank genome assembly. NCBI's taxonomy places the organism in Eukaryota, Viridiplantae, Streptophyta, Magnoliopsida, Asterales, Asteraceae.